UACCGUGCAAUUUUACAAAGAAUAUGGAUUAAAUGCGAAGGGUAAUCAGUUAUUCAGUUAUGUGAACGCUGCAGACAAAAAUCGGAGCCUGAUUUUAUCAUCGAUCGUGUUAGAAUGAUAUGUCAUAUAUACAAUAAGCAUGGAGAAUCAGAAAUAAUGAAUGACCCAAAAUAUCAGUCCGUAGCAACAAAUUUUAAUUUUCAACGUCAUAAGAAAAGUAAAAGUGACGUUGGGACAUGUCGUGUUUCAAAUUGUAACGUGAAAAUUAAAAAUAAAUUUGGUAAAGCAUUACCAUUUGAAAACCAUUCGAUAACGCAUCACACAGACGACAAAAAAAUUGCUUUUUUUGCAAAAGCAGUAGAAAUAGAUUCUGGACGAAAAAUACUGAAUAAUUACAAAAUAGAGGACACCGAAUAUGCGAAAUGCUCAUUUUGUCGGACGCAGAUACCCUUGGAAGGUUUGGAUUCGCACACUGCUGAAGUACUUGCGAUCUUAAACAGACACUCGAUCCCACAUAUUGAUGAAUAUUUGGACAUACUAGAAGAAGUACAAGAUUUACUUUCCGUAGACGAAGCAUUCAUACAAAGUGAGCUAGAAAAAGAAAAAAAAAUGCAAUUAGAUAUAAAUGAAGCAAAGCAAAAUAUUGAUAAGGAAGUUCCAAUGCAAGAGACUCUAAGAAAUAUAGAAACGGAACCUGGUUCUCCCAUUUCGGAAAACUACAACAAUACGAAAUGAAAUAUAAAAACAAAAUACUAUAUUGUGAUUUAAAACCUUGUCGUCAUAAUAAUAAAUAUAAUGCUAAUAAGUUAUAUUGCAUACAAAACCAUUGCGAAAUUCAUCACGGGCCCAAAAAUAUGAUUUACAAUGAAA
Acromyrmex echinatior (Panamanian leafcutter ant) is the source of this 870-nucleotide messenger RNA. RefSeq lists its product as uncharacterized. The record is from RefSeq and is a predicted model, not a curated record. NCBI's taxonomy places the organism in Eukaryota, Metazoa, Arthropoda, Insecta, Hymenoptera, Formicidae.